Messenger RNA from Populus euphratica (Euphrates poplar), 1679 nucleotides. RefSeq names its product putative tRNA pseudouridine synthase. Gene Ontology annotation, molecular function: pseudouridine synthase activity; RNA binding. The record is from RefSeq and is a predicted model, not a curated record. Lineage: Eukaryota; Viridiplantae; Streptophyta; Magnoliopsida; Malpighiales; Salicaceae. Gene Ontology annotation, cellular component: nucleus. The transcript has 5 exons. Bases 26 to 1045 code for a protein of 339 amino acids. Gene Ontology annotation, biological process: mRNA pseudouridine synthesis; tRNA pseudouridine synthesis.
AUCAGCUGCGUGUCUUUCUACAUCCAUGGCAAUCUCUUCUCUCCGUUUCCCGCUCUCUCCAUGGCUGCUCCUCAAAACCCCAAAGCUAAAACCCUCCUUCAGAUUUUCAUUUCCAAUUCUACCCUCUACAAGACACACUCAAUUACUACUCCUAUUCUCUUACUCUCAAUCUCCACCGUCCAUUUCUCUUCCCUUAACGGACUCAAACUCGAAUCAGUCCCUCCAUUCAAAAUGGGAAUCUAUUAGAAAGAAAAAGGUUGUUUUGCGGGUUGGCUAUGUGGGUACUGAUUAUAGAGGUCUUCAAAAGCAACAUGACCAGCAUUCAUUAUUGACUAUUGAAGGAGAAUUGGAACGUGCUAUAUAUGAGGCUGGUGGGAUUCGUGAAAGUAAUUAUGGCAAUUUGAAUAAAAUUUCGUGGGCUAGAAGUAGCCGGACAGACAAAGGAGUUCACUCAUUGGCAACAACUAUAACAAUGAAAAUGGAGAUACCGGAAAAUGCAUGGAAGGAUGACCUUUAUGGAAUGGUUCUUGCGAAACAUGUUAACUCUUAUCUCCCUGAUAGUAUUAGAGUUUUGAGCAUCUUACCAGCACAGAAGAAUUGUUAUGUGGUUCACCAGAUCCGCAAAAUGGUAGGGACAGCUGUGGCUGUAAAGCGGAAGGUACUUCCAAGAGAUCUCAUAAUGUUGUCACUGACAAAGUUCUCAAGGAUUGUUCUACCCCUUGCUCCAUCUGAAGUUCUGAUUUUGAGGGGAAACGAUUUUUCCUUGAGAAAAAAAUCUGGUGAAGGGAAAAGGCCUGGAAUGGAGACAAUGGUCGAAUCAGAAGAGAUUCUCAGGGCUGUGAAUGAGUUCUAUUCUACUAUGAUGCUACCUCAAGUUUCAAAAUUCUUGGACCCUUGUAAGCCUCCCUGGAAGGAAUGGGUUGAGAAUUUGGACAAGUACACAAGCAUUCCUGAUGCACAAUUGGAUGAAGUCAGGAUUGCUCGGAAAGUCUGGAUGGAAAAUUUUAAGAUCAGGAAAAGCAUUGAAUCUGUUGUAAAUCAGUGAAACGGGGUAUAACACUUGUCAUCUGACUUGUGAUUUUUUUGACAGAUUUUCACGACCCGGUUUGUUGUUUGUCUGAUGUCUAACAGGGCGAAUUAUCUGUAAUGCCAGAGCCUCUCUGUUUCCCUGUCUGUACCCUGGUGAUUGGUUCUCACCAAUAAUAUGAAAUAACCAUUUGCAAGGUUGCUUGAGCAUGCACCUUACCAUUUUGAGACGCUGCUUCUUGACUGGUCAUCAAAAUACCAGGGUAAUACCCAGUUUCUGUUCGUGAUGCUGGAUUAGAUUGUUCAGAUGAUCAAGUACUGAUGCCACAGCACUGUGCUAAAGGCUGGGGGUCACACACUAUGGUGGAUCGCCCUUGCAACUUCUAGCAUGUUAAAGUGGCUGAUGGUUGCUGGGUCCAUCACGUCCUCAAUAUGGGGAGAGAUUGAAUAGGCUGAACAAGAAACUUCGCAAUCAAAAGUAAAGUGAAAGAGUUCUUGGCAGUUUUGGUGUCUUUUUUACCUUUAGCACAUGAGAUACUGGCUCAAAGCAUGCUGUAUCUUUCAUGUAUCAUGCAUAAAUAGUUUUAAACGUGUAAUUUCACAAAUGUCGGGAGUCUUUAUGCCAUGAUGAGUUUUGCUGUCUGAUCUCUAGC